CGGGUAACGGCACCGGAAACACUUCUAGCUUGCAGAAAGGCGGAUCCCUUUCAGCUACUUUGCCUUUCAGAACUUCUUUUGAGCCUGUAUUUACCUGCCAUUCCUCGGCGGGUCACGCCAAAUCCAACAAAAAUCGUUUUCUUAAGUAUUGAAACGACAUUUUAUUCAGUCGAGUUCUGCAACCUUACUCACCACGACGACAGACGGCUAGCUAGCUAACUUUAACGCAUUAGCUAGCAUUUAACUUGACAACUGCCCUGCAGCAUAACAGGGAAGGAGCAACACCGGAGCAAACACAGGAAAAUGGGAGAUAAAGAAUUGAUGUGGGCAUUGAAGACCGGAGACCUCGAUGAGGUGGAAGCCAAACUAGUAACGGCUGAAGAUGUAAACCGGACCUUGGAAGGUGGGAGGAAGCCUCUGCACUAUGCUGCAGACUUUGGUCAGACAGAUGUGGUGGAGUACCUCAUUUCUAAGGGAGCAGAUAUUAAUGCUCCAGACAAACACGGGCUCACUCCACUGAUCUCUGCCUGUUUCGAGGGUCACGCCUCCUGUGUCAAGGUCCUGCUAGAAAAGGGAGCUGACAAAGACCGAAAAGGACCGGACGGCAUCAGUGCCUUUGAAGCUGCCGAGGACGAUGCCAUAAAGGCUCUGCUCAAGUGAGACCGCACAGUGUUGGAUGUGGCUGGGCAGGUGGGUGAAUGGACAGACAGAUGGAUGCAGUGGUCCCCUGACAGAAGAUGGACUUGCCUCUUUUACCCUUACCACUGCUUUUGUCUGUUUGUUGGGGGGUCAUUGUGUCCGUCUGGUGAUUUUCCUUUACCUUGUUUUGUUUUUUUUCCCCCAAGUUUUUGGGAUAGGAUUUUCUCUUGUUUUGGCCUCUGUUUGUAGCCAUUUAACAGCAGGACUUGUCAGUUAUUUCUCCCUUAGGGACCAAACACUGGGGGAGCCCUCUCGCACCUGGAUCCUAGAACUCUGCUCAGACUAGAAAUCACACUCUGUAAUGUAAACGCAAAGCUUAGCACUUAAAUACACAUCUCUCAUUUGCAGUUCUCUCUUGCAAAUCAAAUGGUAAUAGAUCAAUAGUGUGUUAACAAUUUUUUUACAACUUCAAUAUAAAGUAUUGUAUGGCCAGGGCUUAAUCCCACAAAAUGAACAGUAAUUGCACUGUACUGUACUUGAUAGAUUGAAAAGAGAGGUUGUAGAACACAUUAUAUUAACCUUUCAAUAUGUGUGGCCUCGUCCUCUAACUUGAUUUCUUUUUUAAUAGACCAGACCAGUCCCUCCAAUCCAAUUUUUUUUUUUUUAUUUUGGAAAGGUUGGUUGAGAGAGGUCCAGGGGUUGAAUUUUCCUUUUCUACUCAGCAUAUCACUUACAUAUCAAAUCGUGUUUUUGACAAAUUUUACGUUGGUCAUGCAUUAAUGAUAUUCUGUAUUCUUUGACCAAUCAUCAUGCUGGUUAACUAGAAAGACUUGAAUGUUGCAAUUUUAAAAUUGGUUACUGAAUCCCUUUUCGAAACAAUGUUAACAGCACAUAAUAGAAUAAGCAAUUCUAGAUAGGUUAUUUUUGUCAUCCCUGGAGUGAGAGCAAAAAUUUUUUGUUGCAGCUUCUCUGUGUAUUUUGUAAUUGAUGGGCUCUGGGGGCUCUGAAUGAUGGGUAAAUGGGGGUUAGAGUUGAAACUGGAUGGUGGGGGCUGUUAGCAUUCCCCUUGCCUUGGAAUUGGUUAGAAGCCCUGCCUGUUUUGCUGCAUGACAAAAUUGCCUUUGCUUUUAUGCUAUGAAAUGGUCGCUGGUCCUCUCUUAGUUGCUUUCAAAUGAAUUACUACUAUUUAAUGGACAAAACAUGCUCUUGCUGACUUUGUUGUGACAAAAAGUAUGUAAAACAGAAAUAAAAAUAUCUAUAAAAAACAA
This is a messenger RNA of Perca flavescens (yellow perch), 1907 nucleotides long. It is a transcript of the gene mtpn, whose product is annotated as myotrophin. Bases 304 to 660 code for a protein of 118 amino acids. Gene Ontology annotation, molecular function: protein binding; ubiquitin-protein transferase activity. Gene Ontology annotation, cellular component: BRCA1-A complex; BRCA1-BARD1 complex. The transcript is spliced from 4 exons. Gene Ontology annotation, biological process: protein K6-linked ubiquitination. The record is from RefSeq and is a predicted model, not a curated record. Lineage: Eukaryota; Metazoa; Chordata; Actinopteri; Perciformes; Percidae.